GUAUGUGGCCAAACAAUUUAUGAUUUUCAUGUUUUUGUUCGCUGUUGGUUGUCCAUCUCGUUCAGUGUUCUAACUAAAAUCUUCAGCAAAAUGGAGAAAGAAGAGCCAGCAGUGGUGAGAAGGAAACUAUCUGGAAACGAAAACACAGAGACUAAACCUACUUUAGAAAACAUGGACAAGAUUUCUGGUGAAAAAAGUCAUACAAAAAAUGAAGAGAAUAAACAUGAUAAAAAACCAAGUUGCAAGGCGUACACCAAAGAAGUAUCCCAAUGGUUGAUGCAGUAUCGCACACACCAAUGGAUGCAUUAUUGCUCGCAACAUGCUCUCAUGAUGGCACCAUGUUUCUUCGGUUCACCGUUUUCACCUAUGCCUCCGCCUGGAGCAGACACGCCCACCUCUCCACCAGGAUUCCCAUCGAUGGGUGGGGUUGCUGCUGGCCAGGGCCCCGCCCCUUUUCCGGGUCAGCAGAUGCAAGUACCAGCAGCAGCACAGUUUCCAUUCACCUAUCAGCAACCACCGACUGUUCCGCAGCAGCAGCAACAGCAGCAACAGCAGCAAACUCAUCCUCAAAUUCCUCAGUUAACAGCGAGUGAGUUCACGCUGCCCUCCUUGUACCGUCGCAUCACGGCAGAAAUAAUCGACUUCGUCCUACUCUUCAUAGUGAAGUUUGGCGUUACUCUGUUCAUCAUAGAAUACAUGGGCAUUGUAGAUCCAAGUAGUUUCAUGAUGCGUUUCUUGAUUGAAGAAAUUGAUGAAGAUUCUACGUUUGAAGAUCUACAACAGAUGCUAGUGUUUGCUCUCAUCUAUCGGGUUGUGGUGUGUGGCUACGAGACUUUUUUCCUGAAGUACAUGCACGGGCUUGGGAACACAGUAGGCGGAGCGACCCCCGGCAAGUACUGCAUGGGACUGCGAGUUGUGUCAUGCGAUCGAGUACAAGGUCUAGGUGGGAAUAAAGCACUGGUUGUUAGCCCAGAGAAUUUGACGUACCUACAAGCACUUCUCCGAGCGGUCAUCAAGAAUUUCUCCAUGGCGUUCUUUUUCCCAGCAUGCAUCACAGUUUUUUUCAAUCCUCAUUUUCGGGCAGCGUACGACAUCCUCACACGGACGGUCGUCGUUUCUGUUCCCAAUUGGGCAGAGAGACUCAGACCACAGAACAGGUAGUCAGGCCUGAGGUAGCUCAUCAGCACAAGGUUCAGAAUGUAGAUAGUUCCCAAUUGGGAAUGGCUGGGCCGCUGGGGUAACAUUGAAUUUACAUGUACUAGAAGUCUCUUUUCCAGACUGAAUUCUUUGGGGAGGCACUACAAUUAUAACCCCAGCAGUUAGAGAUGCAACUGGCUAUUGGGAAUUUGAAGAAAAAGAAUCUAACGAUAAAAAAACUUGUGCCCGGAAUUUGGGUGAUGUGAUUCAAGCACCGGCGUCGCAUUCAGUGUGAAUCACGCUGGUAGUAUACACUGGGACUGGGGAACCCCCAAAAUAAUGAUGAAAUUAUAACAAUAGGGUUUGAAUUGUACACUGGACCGCUUGCCCAAGCCCAGUAGUUUUAGUGUAGGGCUAGGAAACUUGUGACCCCACAAGUUGGGCGGUCUUAUGUUUUCAAUUUAAUAAUAAUAAUAAUACGUUUACCUCAGUGUGUGAGAUCUGAACAGACACAAUUUUCUUUUUAAAUGUUGACUGUGAAUUUGAUAAAAUACCUCUUAAUUCAAAUGCAGUAUACAGGGUAUGCAAAGGGGCAGAUUAGAUCAAUCUUCUCUUACAUGUCAUCAUCAUCAUCAGGCCAUCUUGUCAGAUGUCUUCUUGUCAGGCCAUCUUGUCAGAUGUCUUACAUGUACAUGUCUUAUUAUACACAUUUUGACUGAAGUGCAAUAUUUAUCAAAUUAUGCUAGUCUCAAAUUUGAAACAGGAAAAGAAACUUGGAAAAGAAAAUUAUUUUUGGUUUUUUACCCAUACACCGAUGUGUGUUAGCCCUGUAUACUCAGUACUUUC
Asterias rubens (European starfish) is the source of this 1983-nucleotide messenger RNA. RefSeq names its product protein FAM8A1-like. The record is from RefSeq and is a predicted model, not a curated record. The coding region runs from base 91 to 1161 and encodes 356 amino acids. The transcript is spliced from 5 exons. NCBI's taxonomy places the organism in Eukaryota, Metazoa, Echinodermata, Asteroidea, Forcipulatida, Asteriidae.